Messenger RNA from Lodderomyces oxycetoniae, 981 nucleotides. RefSeq lists its product as uncharacterized. The record is from RefSeq and is a predicted model, not a curated record. Lineage: Eukaryota; Fungi; Ascomycota; Pichiomycetes; Serinales; Debaryomycetaceae. The transcript has a single exon. Bases 1 to 981 code for a protein of 326 amino acids.
AUGUAUCCCUCAUAUUUAUUGACUCUUUCUUUAGCUUUGUUUGGUGCUGCUGAUGCCACUGCUGUCCCAAAAGGUAAAUAUUACGAUUUUACAUCUUCCUUUGGCUUAGUUCCAAAAGCAUAUACUUGCCACGGCACUGCUGUUCCUUACCUGGUAGUCCCCGCUGCCAAUAUUGGAGCAAGUGUAAGUGUUGGAGUCAGCGCUGGUGUCGAUGCUGGUGUAAGUGCUGGUGCUGGUGUAAGUGCCGGUGCUGGUGUUGGUGCUGGUGUUAAUGCUGGUGUAAGUGCUGGUGCUGGUGUAAGUGCCGGUGCUGGUGUUAGUGCUGGUGUUAAUGCUGGAGUAGGUGUUAAUGCUGGUGUAAGUGCCGGUGCUGGUGCCGGUGUCGGUGUUAGUGCUGGUGUUGGUGUUAAUGCUGGUGUCGGUGUUGGUCUUUCCUUGAGGGAAGAACUUGCUGGUGAAAGCGCUUUAGAUAAAAGGACAUCGUCGAAAACCAAAUACUACCCAAAGGUCAGUUUCACUGUUUCAAAAGUUGAAAAGGUCGAUGACAAACACUUCAAGAUCACCUUCGGCUGUAAAACACAAUACAACCCUAGUUCAUUAUUGUCAUACGUGGAUAAGUCCAAGGUUGAUGUUUCUUGUGUGUCCUUAGACUCAUCAUAUAUGAAAUCAGUCAAGAUUCAUGGUGAUAAGGCAGCAUUCAACUUCGACAACCCAUUUGAUUUUGAAAGUUCUGUAGUUGUUUUACCAAGUCAGCAUGACGGCUACCACUGUUUGCCAGAUAAUUUUGGAGUUGAGUACGAUGUCAAAGAUGAGAAGUGCGGCUGGACAGACAUUUUUGAAAAGAAGUUUACCCUCACUGUUGACAAGAGUAGUUUCAAGAAAUCAAAGAGAACAUCAAAAUUGUCGGGUUCUGGUGUUGACAAAUACAAAACUAAUAGUUUGACAUUGUCUAAUUAUUGUUGGAAAGAACCUACUUGUUAA